AAGAUUCCUAACUAGUCUCUUUUGUCUUUUUUUCCUAUCUUUUCGGAAAUGAACAGAAACCGUAAAUAUAAAUACCUAGCUCGUGCAAGUAUCAUGCAACAAAAGCCUUUUCGAAAGCCAUAAACUAUUUGAGGUGUAAUCUCCUCUUCCUAGCUCUGGUAUAUUCUUUUCUACUUUUUUGGUAAAACUCUGAUAUAGUCUUACAAAAUGUUUCAGUGGUUUUUUUUUCUCUCUAUAAACUAGACACUCAUUUUGAACCUUUUAUGAUUCUAGUCAUGUAUAUAGCAUGCUAAGUUUUUUUUCAAGAGUUAUAUGUAUAUUUAUUUAACCUUUUUAGCGCUAAUCUGUCGAUAUGAUGCAGAGACUCGACGCCGUUCUUCGUCUCCGUAUCGAUGGAUGGUCACGCCGGUAUUCCUCCUUCAUACUCCGGUCUCAGCCAAUACCCGAGGGCUAACCCUUUUGGUGACGAGAGUUCCAAUAGAGCAACCAUGCCGCCGCCUAGCGGAAGCUCACUCCCACCCUUUCCACCGACAGGUCAGCCAUUCCAGUUCGGGUCGCAGAAUUUCAUCCCCGCGGGAUCAAGCCCCUCGCAGUGGAUGUUAUCUCAGGUUCCACACACGAUGCUCGAGUCCUCCUCAGUAGGCUCAGGGAGUAGUCAGCCGGCGUCUGUCUUCUCAGGCCUGUUUAAUGCAGAUCAACUGAGUAAGAUUGCUGCCUCUGACGAACUGAAAGAGAUGGCAGAAUCUGAUCCUAAGCAUCUCAAAAUAACCUUGUCGAACCGGGAAUCAGCUGCACGUUCAAAGGCGAAGAAGGCGCUGCACGAGUCCGAGUUGGAAGACAAAGUCGAGACACUUGAGACUCAGAUUGAUAUAUUGACUGCCGAGCUCAAGCUUGAGAAGAGAGGAAGAAUGACGGCGGAUGACGAGUGCGUGCAAUUUAGGAUUCGUCUUCAUGCAGGGGAGGCGCAUGCACGACUUCGUGAAGACUUGAUCCAACAAUUGAAUGGAGAAGUUCGUCGGCUAAUAGAAGAGGCGAGUGUGCAGAGAGAAGAGAUGAGUAGGCUAAGAGAAGAGGUGAGCGAAUACCGGAGGAGGGAAAGUGAGAGAAUGAACGCAAACAUGUUGGAUCAACUCAACAUCAACCAGCAGUUUCAAGAGAAGCCGCAGCAGACAAAUUAUAAUUUCGAAUGAAGAAUUGCAUCAUGAUGAUCAUGGAUCCAAGGAAUUGGCAGCUUUGGUAUCCAGGAUUGAUUGAAGUAGUAUAAAUAUUUAUAUAGUUUAAAAAUAAAAGUUGUUUGAGUUUAUAUAUUAUUAUAUGUGCAAGAGAGUCAUGCUAAGAUAUAAAAAAGAAUCAAUCCGAACUUCGGAAGGAUUUGAAAAGAGAUUCAGACAAAUGUGAUCUCUGUGUAAUGUCUUUUCUCAUCCAGUUGAAUAAGAAAAAGGAGUCUGUUUUAUCAUGGGAAUUUGCACUGUUUUUUUUCUUUCUGUCGUCGGAAUUUGCAUUGUAUAACUAUAAAAAAAACUAUAAUUUGACAAAUGACCAUAUGAAACUCAUGGCUACAGUAUUCUGUAUAUACUAUAUGAUCACUAAAUAUAGAAUAAUAUAUUAAAUACUCUCUCUCACACACAUUAUCAUCUUCUUCUUUAUCAUUUUCUUUAUUUUUUAUGCGCUUCCGGUGUAACGGAAGAACAUCUUUAUCAAAAACUUUUAAGUUUUAACUAUGUGCUAUCCCAAACCAUUUCCAAAUGUAGAGCUAAUUCACAUUAUCUACUCUAUUAAAAUAGAAUCCUAUUUUUUAUCUACCAUACACAAGUCUAUGUUAGACCAUUCAUUAGAAAUUUAACUAAACAUCCUAAAAUUACUCAUAUAUGAUAUUCUCCUAA
Messenger RNA from Brassica napus (rape), 1883 nucleotides. Its product is annotated as bZIP transcription factor 29-like. The transcript is spliced from 4 exons. The record is from RefSeq and is a predicted model, not a curated record. The coding region runs from base 393 to 1190 and encodes 265 amino acids. Gene Ontology annotation, cellular component: nucleus. Gene Ontology annotation, molecular function: DNA-binding transcription factor activity. Gene Ontology annotation, biological process: regulation of DNA-templated transcription. NCBI's taxonomy places the organism in Eukaryota, Viridiplantae, Streptophyta, Magnoliopsida, Brassicales, Brassicaceae.